GAAGGGGUGCCGUGAUGGAAGGAAGACCAGGUUCCAGGGUCUGGGCGGCGCGGAGGCGGUGGCACUUCCCCCAAUUUCUCGAUCUCAAGGUGGGGCACUGUCUGUGUGCGGAGGGGCUUUCCGGGCUCCCCAUCCCUGCGGGAAGCGUUCCCCCGCCCACUCACCAUCUGUCAAGGGGAAGACCCCCAGAGGCAGGAGGUCCGGCCGAAGUAAGCGACUCAGGACACCACUGGGCCCUCUGAAAAGAGGGGAGACGCAGCCCUCUGCCCCUAGGGGGACCUGACCCAGACCUCCACCCCGCCUUGCUGCCCUGGUGCCCGGCGCUAAGACCCAGCGGGCACGCCGGCCCGGCCCCUGCGCCCGCCCGCCCGGGGCCCGGACGCCAGCCCCUCCCGGGAGAGCCGGCAGCGCGGCGGGGGCAUGGCUCGGGCGGCGUGGGGGCUGCUGUGGCUGCUGCUGGGCAGCGCCGGGGCGCAGUACGAGAAGUACAGCUUCCGGGGCUUCCCGCCCGAGGACCUGAUGCCCCUGGCCGCGGCCUACGGGCACGCGCUGGAGCAGUACGAGGGCGAGAGCUGGCGCGAGAGCGCGCGCUACCUCGAGGCGGCGCUGCGGCUGCACCGGCUGCUGCGGGACAGCGAGGCCUUCUGCCACGCCAACUGCAGCGGCCCCCCCGCCGCCUCGGCCCCCGGGCCCGCGCCCGGCCCCGACGGCGGCGGCGGCGACGGCGACGACUGGGCCCGCGAGCUGCGGCUCUUCGGCCACGUCCUGGAGCGCGCCGCCUGCCUGCGGCGCUGCAAGCGGACGCUGCCCGCCUUCCAGGUGCCCUACCCGCCGCGGCAGCUGCUGCGCGACUUCCAGAGCCGCCUGCCCUACCAGUACCUGCACUACGCGCUCUUCAAGGCUAACCGGCUGGAGAAGGCGGUGGCCGCGGCCUACACCUUCCUCCAAAGGAACCCGAAGCACGAGCUGACCGCCAAGUAUCUCAGCUACUACCGGGGGCUGCUGGACGCGGCAGAGGAGACCCUCACGGACUUGGAGGCCCAGCCGUACGAGGCCGUGUUCCUCCGGGCUGUGAAGCUCUACAACAGCGGGGACUUCCGCAGCAGCACCGAGGACAUGGAGCGGGCCCUGGCCGAGUACCUGGCCGUCUUCGCCCGGUGUCUGGCCGGCUGCGAGGGGGCCCAUGAGCAGGUGGACUUCAAGGACUUCUACCCUGCGGUAGCAGAUCUCUUUGCAGAAUCCCUGCAGUGCAAGGUGGACUGUGAGGCUAACCUGACCCCCAACGUGGGCGGCUACUUUGUGGAGAAGUUCGUGGCCACCAUGUAUCACUACCUGCAGUUUGCCUACUACAAGCUGAACGACGUGCGCCAGGCCGCCCGCAGCGCCGCCAGCUACAUGCUCUUCGACCCCCAGGACAGUGUCAUGCAGCAGAACCUGGUGUAUUACCGCUUCCACCGGGCUCGCUGGGGCCUGGAGGAGGAGGACUUCCAGCCCCGGGAGGAGGCCAUAUUCUACCACAACCAGACCGCUGAGCUGCGGGAGCUGCUGGAGUUCGCGCACAUGUACCUGCAGUCAGAUGAUGAGAUGGAGCUGGAGGAGACAGAACUGCCUGUGGAGCCAAAGGGCCCCCCAUCCGAUGCUGAGUUUGAGGGGGAGGGCGACUACGAGGAGGGCGUGUAUGCUGACUGGUGGCAGGAGCCUGAUGCCAAGGGCGACGAGGCUGAGGCCGAGCCAGAGCCUGAACUAGCAUGAGAAGAGGGCCACCCCUGCACCCCGCAAGAGUUUGGGAAGCCUUGGCCCAAUGGCACCACCCUCACCAGCCUGGGCAGCAGCAAGAACUAUUUAUUAAGAAUGUAAAAUGGACAUAGCUGACCGGGCCCUAUCCCAUCCCACCUGUAGGUGCUGCCCCCCAGACCCCUCACACCUCCUCUCUGGACCACAGGAUGGUGGUGCUGCCGCUGCUGACGGCCCAUCUUCCUUCUGAUGCUCACCCCACCUGCACAGUCUCCUGGAGGAGAAGAUUCCAGCUCCUCCUAGUUGAGGUAUCACCCUGAAAUGCAGACAGCAGAGGGGCAGCUGGUGUCAUGAAAAGCACUGGACCAGGAGUCCAGCGUUUCCUGGCACACUGGCAGGGUGCUCAAUAAACAUUUCUUGUUGAAUGAAUCACA
Ceratotherium simum simum (southern white rhinoceros) is the source of this 2168-nucleotide messenger RNA. It is a transcript of the gene P3H4, whose product is annotated as prolyl 3-hydroxylase family member 4 (inactive). NCBI's taxonomy places the organism in Eukaryota, Metazoa, Chordata, Mammalia, Perissodactyla, Rhinocerotidae. The record is from RefSeq and is a predicted model, not a curated record. Gene Ontology annotation, cellular component: endoplasmic reticulum. Gene Ontology annotation, biological process: collagen fibril organization; peptidyl-lysine hydroxylation. Gene Ontology annotation, molecular function: protein binding; collagen binding.